Messenger RNA from Ceratotherium simum simum (southern white rhinoceros), 1035 nucleotides. The record is from RefSeq and is a predicted model, not a curated record. NCBI's taxonomy places the organism in Eukaryota, Metazoa, Chordata, Mammalia, Perissodactyla, Rhinocerotidae.
GCAUUUCCGGUUUCCAGACGGUCGCCUGAGCUGUGUAGUGAGACUUCCUCCACCUUUCUCCAUCUGUCUCGGGUUUUCUGUAACCGGGAUGUGACGCGUUCAAGGACCCGACGGAAAUAGAACUGAAGGCGUUCUAAAAUGGCGAAUAGGACAGUGAAGGAUGCGCAUAGCAUCCACGGCACCAACCCUCAGUAUCUGGUGGAGAAGAUCAUUCGGACGCGAAUCUAUGAGUCCAAAUACUGGAAAGAGGAGUGCUUUGGCCUUACGGCUGAACUUGUAGUCGAUAAAGCCAUGGAGUUAAGGUUUGUGGGUGGUGUCUAUGGUGGCAACAUAAAGCCAACUCCCUUUCUGUGUUUGACCUUGAAGAUGCUUCAAAUUCAACCCGAGAAGGAUAUCAUUGUAGAGUUUAUCAAAAAUGAAGAUUUCAAGUAUGUCCGCAUGUUGGGAGCACUUUACAUGAGGCUGACAGGCACUGCAAUUGAUUGCUACAAGUACUUGGAACCUCUGUACAAUGACUAUCGAAAAAUCAAGAGCCAGAACCGAAAUGGGGAGUUUGAACUGAUGCAUGUAGAUGAGUUUAUUGAUGAACUACUGCACAGUGAGAGAGUCUGUGAUAUCAUUCUGCCCCGGUUACAGAAACGCUACGUGCUAGAGGAAGCUGAGCAACUGGAGCCUCGAGUUAGCGCUCUAGAAGAGGACAUGGAUGACGUGGAGUCCAGUGAAGAGGAGGAAGAGGAGGAUGAGAAGUUGGAGAGAGUGCCAUCACCUGAUCACCGCCGGAGAAGCUACCGAGAUUUGGACAAGCCCCGUCGCUCUCCCACAUUACGCUACAGGAGGAGUAGGAGCCGGUCUCCCAGAAGACGGAGUCGGUCUCCCAAAAGGAGGAGCCCCUCCCCUCGCCGAGAAAGGCAUCGGAGCAAGAGUCCAAGACGUCACCGCAGCAGGUCCCGAGACAGACGGCACAGAUCUCGCUCCAAGUCCCCAGGUAUAGUAUUUGGGCCAUUUGAUAUUGGUUGUCUUAACAAAAAAAGGUAA